This is a messenger RNA of Gilbertella persicaria, 1313 nucleotides long. RefSeq lists its product as uncharacterized. The record is from RefSeq and is a predicted model, not a curated record. NCBI's taxonomy places the organism in Eukaryota, Fungi, Mucoromycota, Mucoromycetes, Mucorales, Choanephoraceae. The transcript is spliced from 5 exons. Bases 180 to 1226 code for a protein of 348 amino acids.
UCUUUCUUUCUUUCUUUCUUUAUUUUCAUAGAUGAUUUUUCUUUUAUACUUUCUAUUAUUCAACAUCGCUACUGCCAUAUUACAUAACAAUAACUUUAACAAUGAAAAUAUAAUUGCUUUAAAUAAAAGACAAGGUAGAUAUACAAUGAAACUAUAAUUAAAUAUGUCAAUAAUUCUUUAUGACCGAAAUAUUUUUAGCCAUAGCGUCUAGAGCGUGUGGUGGUCAGAAUAACACAGUAGCUAUUUGUUCUCCUAGUUCGGAUUCUAUAUGGACAAAUGAUACAGACCAAGAAAUUACAUGGAAAUAUAAUAAUCCAGUUUUUACUGAAUACGAUACACUCGAUUUGUAUUUACUAUAUCAGCCAAAUGACAGUGCUUGGGAAGCUGUCUUGGAAUGGACAGGCUUAGACAAAACAAAAGGUGUCAUGAUAACACACGUCAACGAUAGUUGGUACCCAGCACCCAUAGCCAACAAUGCGCCAAAUGUAACAUGGACUAUGUAUUUAUAUCUUGUUGGCUCAGGCUAUGAUUAUCAGUCUGAUCUGGCAUUGAUUUCAUCAAGGCACAACUUCUUUCCAGUACCCCAGUCAUUUACUCUCAUUCAAACAUCCAUUAACACAACCAGUACCAACACAACCGCCACUCCUUCCAACACCACGACUACAAAUCCCACAAGCGAAGCAUCAACAACACCUUCUGUUAAAAAAAGUAGCAGCAAGUUAGCUGGAUGGGCUAUUGCAGUGAUUUGUAUUGCAGCACUUUUUUUUAUUGCAGCAGUAGCAGCUCUUAUCUGGGCUUACAGACGGUAUAAACAAAGAAAGAAUCGCAAAACUCCCCUUUCUAACAAUACUGCUGCUGCUCUUGGUGCUGCUAGUGCUGGUUUUCUAGCUGCCAAUGGAUCCAUGCAUUCAUCAACUCAGCAUUUGGUCUCGUCUCGAUCACCCCGCCAACAAGACGAAGUAUCUUCAUUUGCUACCACAUCUGAAAAGCCUCCUCUUGGACUUCAUAGCGAAGCUCAUCACUCAAGUAGUAUUCUCUCUUCUACAGAUGCACUCAUGAUUGCAGACACUUUUAGACAGUUUAUGAGAAAGCCAGAAUGGAAUGAAGAAAUGGAAUUAAAUGCACAACGACAACAGAUCGAAGAAAAAGGAGAAUCAGGAGAAGAAGAACGUAAAGGAUCAGGAGAUGCUUCUGUUGAAAAAGGAAGGAAUACACGUAUUCAAUAAUAAACUGAUCAUUUAGAAAUUCAAUGUUUGAUAAAGACGUCAUGUAAAAAAGAAUUUGUUUGUUUUGAAUAGAGUUGUACAGGAAAG